Closterium sp. Yama58-4 is the source of this 858-nucleotide messenger RNA. The record is from the annotation of a GenBank genome assembly. NCBI's taxonomy places the organism in Eukaryota, Viridiplantae, Streptophyta, Zygnematophyceae, Desmidiales, Closteriaceae.
AUGUCGGUUGAAAAAUCUACGGAGUUGCGAGGAUCGAGAGCAACCCUGCUCUUUCACGGCGCGUCUGACGUGGCGAGAUCUCUGCCGCACGUUGGGUGCGGUGCAGACGCGUGGGCGACGAGCAGCUGUCGAGAAGCAAUGGCGGCGCCGCCUUUGCUGCACCUCACAUCACCGCAAGGCCCUUCACCUCCGCCACCCUACGGCGCGGUCCCCGCUUCUUUUGUCCUUCGACCCGCACUGUCCUCGCUAAGCGCUGCUCCAGUAUCGGCUAUAACUACGGCCACUCGCCCGUACGCACCACAGCUGGCUGUGCCUUUCUCGAGUAGCGCGGAUGGCAGGCCAGGGGAAAGGGCUGGGGCGGGCGGGGGCAGUGCAGCGGCAGCAUCGGCAAGUGGCGCUGAAGGAAAAGCUGCUGUUCAUCUGUCUGGGCUGGGGGGAGCGAAUGAGGGUGCUGCGAGCGUAGAGAAGAAAGCGGAAGGAAGGGAGCAAGGGGCAGGGGCAGGGAAGGGAGGGACCGGGGGGAAUGGCUCUGGGAAGGCGGUUGUGGGGGCCGCGGGGAAAGGUGGAGCGGGGGAGGCGGUGGCAGGGGGAGGGCAGGGCGGGGAGGAGGCGUCGGACAUGGCGAUUCUGAGCACGCUGGCGCACUACCUGUGGCCCAAGGACAACCCCGACUACCGCCGCCGCGUUGCUGCCGCGCUCACCCUGCUCGCCUCCGCUAAGCUGUUGAACAUCCAGGUGCCGUUCCUCUUCAAGCACGCCAUCGACAGCCUGUCAGCAGCGGCGGGCGCCACGGGAGCCACAGCGGCGGCAGCAGCAGCGACAGCAGCGUCGGACCCGCUCUUCUUCGCGCUCUGUUAG